Chrysemys picta bellii (western painted turtle) is the source of this 1704-nucleotide messenger RNA. It is a transcript of the gene S100A1, whose product is annotated as S100 calcium binding protein A1. Gene Ontology annotation, cellular component: sarcoplasmic reticulum; cytoplasm. The record is from RefSeq and is a predicted model, not a curated record. Gene Ontology annotation, molecular function: calcium-dependent protein binding; calcium ion binding; S100 protein binding. Lineage: Eukaryota; Metazoa; Chordata; Testudines; Emydidae.
ACUGUAGUAAUGCCAAGCCAAGGUACUGGAGUGACACUCGGACAAAGUACUGGAGUAACAGUGCUGGGCCGUCUGGCGCAGUGACCCCACAAAUACUGUAGUAAUGCCAAGCCAAGGUACUGGAGUGACACUCGGACAAAGUACUGGAGUAACAGUGCUGGGCCGUCUGGCACAGUGACCCCACAAAUACUGUAGUAAUGCCAAGCCAAGGUACUGGAGUGACACUCAGACAAAGUACUGGAGUAACAGUGCUGGGCCGUCUGGCGCGGUGACCCCACACUGUAGUAAUGCUGAGCCAAGGUACUGGAGUAACACUGUUGUGCUGGCUGUGGUAAUGACCCCAAAUACCGUCACACCCCCAGCCUGCUGCAGUCCUGGGUCCCCAGUACUGGAGUACCGUUGUGCUGGCCCCAGCGGUGGGGAGUUCGAGCUAGACAAACGCAGGCAGGAAAUCAGAUGCCGGUCGUUAACAUUGAGGGUCAUUAGCCAGUGGGACAAUUUACCAAGGUCUGGGGGGAUUGUCCAUCAGUGGCCAUCUUUGGGGUGUUUUCCUAAGGGCUCUGCUCUGGUUCCAGCAGGAAUGAAGGCAGGGAGGCGGACGAGAUCGUGGGGUCCCUUUGGGCCUGGGAAUCUGAGCGGCUGCUGCUUCAGUCCCAGGGCGAUGGUGGAGGAGAAGGGGUCUGUGGUUGAGGCCCCACUCUGAGGAAUGGGGUCAGUGGGAUCGACGCAGCUGCCUGUGCCCCUCACAACUGUUAAACGGCCCCAGAGAGCUGAGGGGCUGCUCCCGGAUUAGCCCCAUGGAUCCCCCUGCCCCUCAAUUGGCCCUGCCUGGCGGGUGGGGUCCUUCAGCGUCAAAUGUUGAAUGAUUUGUGCCCCCGUGGAUUCUCUUCCGAGGCACACGUGUAUUGUCUUCUGGGCCCUACUGAAAAUUUGAACCCUGCCUAGGCGCCUCUUGGUGGGGCUGAGACGAGGCAGAGAGCGUGUGCACAUGCAGGGAGAGGCGUGAGGCACCCGUAGCUCCGUGUGCAUGGGCGUGCGUGCGCAUUACAGUCUGUGCAGCCCCUCACACGGACGGAGCUCCCCUGCUACAAACAGGCCCCUCCGCUGUCCCUGUCCCUUUAAAUCAGGUGAGCACUGGACCAGCAUCGCCAGCCAGGCUGUCCAGUCUCUGGUAUCAGAUCCUCCUGCAGGGAGGGGGGCUUGGCUCUUAUUUAAAGUGACUGACCAGCCAACUCAGGCUCACUCUGCCAGAGCGCUGAGCCAGCCGGCUGUGCAGGGGAGCCCAGAGCCGGCGCGAUGGCCUCUGAGCUGGAGCGUGCCAUGGAGGGGCUGAUCACCGUCUUCCACAACUACUCGGGCAAGGAGGGCGACAAGCGCAAGCUGAGCAAGAAGGAGCUGAAGGAGCUGCUGCAGACGGAGUUGGGCUGCUUCCUGGAGACCCAGAAGGACGCGGGCACCGUGGAUGGCAUCAUGCAGGACCUGGAUGAGAACGGCGACGGGGAGGUGGAUUUCAAGGAGUACGUGGUGCUGGUGGCCGCUCUUACCGUGGCCUGCAACGCCUUCUUCUGGGAAGACACCUGAGCGGGGAGCCUGCACCACCUGGAGCCCCCUAGAGCUGCACAUCCCGCCCCCCCAUUCUGAGCCAGCCGCCGGCAUCCUCUCUAACCAGCUAGACAGAGCUACUCAUUAAAGGCACCAAACCCA